Phacochoerus africanus (Common warthog) is the source of this 4269-nucleotide messenger RNA. It is a transcript of the gene PDE4B, whose product is annotated as phosphodiesterase 4B. The transcript has 15 exons. Gene Ontology annotation, molecular function: 3',5'-cyclic-AMP phosphodiesterase activity; transmembrane transporter binding. The coding region runs from base 174 to 2339 and encodes 721 amino acids. The record is from RefSeq and is a predicted model, not a curated record. Gene Ontology annotation, cellular component: nucleus; perinuclear region of cytoplasm; cytosol. Gene Ontology annotation, biological process: signal transduction. Lineage: Eukaryota; Metazoa; Chordata; Mammalia; Artiodactyla; Suidae.
CAUUCUUCGAGUAUGCUGUUCUUGCUCUAAGCAGCUCCUACACUGGAGCCACAGCUUCCUAAAUUAAACUGGGAACAGUUUGCAGACUUAUCAGCCUCCUAACCUGCAGCUGUGUCUCUGCUAUGUUUGAGGGUUUUGUUUUGGAUGGUGAAAGCCAGCACCCCAUAUAAGACAUGACAGCAAAAGAUUCUUCAAAAGAACUUACUGCUUCUGAAUCUGAGGUUUGCAUAAAGACUUUCAAGGAGCAAAUGCACUUAGAACUUGAGCUUCCGAGAUUACCGGGAAACAGACCUACAUCUCCUAAAAUUUCUCCACGCAGUUCGCCAAGGAACUCACCAUGCUUUUUCAGAAAGUUGCUGGUGAAUAAAAGCAUUCGGCAGCGUCGUCGCUUCACGGUGGCUCAUACAUGCUUUGAUGUGGAAAAUGGCCCUUCCCCAGGUCGGAGCCCGCUGGACCCCCAGGCCAGCUCUUCCUCUGGGCUGGUGCUUCACGCCACCUUUCCCGGGCACAGCCAGCGCCGAGAAUCCUUUCUCUACCGAUCAGACAGCGACUAUGACUUGUCACCAAAGGCAAUGUCGAGAAACUCUUCACUUCCCAGCGAGCAACACGGCGAUGACUUGAUUGUGACGCCUUUUGCCCAGGUCCUCGCCAGCUUGCGAAGUGUGAGAAACAACUUCACCGUCCUGACAAACCUUCAUGGAACAUCCAACAAGAGGUCUCCAGCUGCCAGCCAGCCUCCCGUCUCCAGAGUCAACCUUCCAGAAGAAUCUUAUCAAAAAUUAGCAAUGGAAACGCUGGAGGAACUGGACUGGUGCUUAGACCAGCUAGAGACCAUCCAGACCUACCGCUCUGUCAGUGAGAUGGCUUCCAACAAGUUCAAAAGAAUGCUGAACCGGGAGCUGACACACCUCUCAGAAAUGAGCCGUUCGGGGAAUCAGGUGUCUGAAUACAUUUCAAAUACUUUCUUAGACAAGCAGAAUGACGUGGAGAUUCCAUCUCCUACCCAGAAAGACAGGGAGAAAAAGAAGAAGCAGCAGCUCAUGACACAGAUAAGCGGAGUGAAAAAACUGAUGCACAGUUCAAGCUUAAAUAACACAAGCAUUUCACGCUUUGGAGUCAACACAGAAAAUGAAGAUCAUCUGGCCAAGGAGCUGGAAGACCUGAACAAAUGGGGCCUUAACAUCUUCAAUGUGGCUGGCUAUUCACACAACAGGCCCUUGACGUGCAUCAUGUAUGCCAUCUUCCAGGAAAGAGACCUCCUAAAGACAUUCAAAAUCUCCUCGGACACGCUUGUUACCUACAUGAUGACGUUAGAAGACCAUUACCAUUCCGACGUGGCCUAUCAUAACAGCCUGCACGCUGCCGACGUGGCCCAGUCAACCCAUGUUCUUCUUUCCACGCCAGCGUUAGAUGCCGUCUUCACCGAUUUGGAAAUCCUGGCCGCCAUUUUUGCAGCUGCCAUCCAUGACGUGGAUCAUCCUGGAGUCUCCAAUCAGUUUCUCAUCAACACAAAUUCAGAACUUGCUCUGAUGUACAAUGAUGAAUCUGUGUUGGAAAACCAUCAUCUUGCAGUGGGUUUCAAACUGCUCCAAGAAGAACACUGCGACAUCUUCCAGAAUCUCACCAAGAAGCAGCGUCAGACACUCAGGAAGAUGGUUAUUGACAUGGUCUUAGCAACUGAUAUGUCCAAACACAUGAGCCUGCUGGCAGACCUGAAGACAAUGGUGGAAACAAAGAAAGUUACAAGUUCCGGUGUUCUGCUUCUGGACAACUAUACUGAUCGUAUACAGGUCCUUCGCAACAUGGUACACUGCGCAGACCUGAGCAACCCCACCAAGUCCCUGGAAUUGUAUCGGCAAUGGACAGACCGCAUCAUGGAGGAAUUUUUCCAGCAGGGAGACAAAGAGCGGGAGAGGGGAAUGGAAAUUAGCCCCAUGUGUGAUAAGCACACGGCUUCUGUGGAAAAAUCUCAGGUGGGUUUCAUCGACUACAUUGUCCAUCCUUUGUGGGAGACCUGGGCGGAUCUGGUACAGCCCGAUGCCCAGGACAUUCUGGAUACGUUAGAAGAUAACAGGAACUGGUAUCAGAGCAUGAUACCCCAGAGUCCCUCCCCACCGCUGGAUGAGCAGAACAGAGACUGCCAGGGUCUGAUGGAGAAGUUUCAGUUUGAACUGACCCUCGAAGAGGAGGAUUCCGAAGGCCCCGAGAAAGAGGGAGAGGGCCACGGCUAUUUCGGCAGCACCAAGACACUUUGUGUGAUUGACCCGGAAAAUAGGGAUUCACUGGGAGAGACCGGGGUGGACACAGCGACAGAAGACAAGUCCCCGACUGACACAUAAUCUCCUACGUCACGUGGAGAUGGACAUUCCAGCCUUGACAAGCAUGCCAGCUGUAUGGUAGGGCCCCGCCUGCCACGGGGGCCCGAGGCCUGCACGGGACAAGGGCCAUGGGGCCUUCCCAGUUACUUGAGUUUGGAGCCAGAGUGCAAGACCGUGAAGCAAAUAAUGGCUCAGGAAAUCCCUCGGUUGACUUGCCCUGCUGGCAAGCCUCGUGGUGAGCUGAAGCUUUCUGUGGUACUGGAGGCCCAAGUUCGCAUCCCACGACCGAAUGGCUUGAAAAUGGAAGACACCAAACUGAGAGAUUUUUCUGCACUAAGUUUCGGGAAUCUGUCCCCUCUAGUGACUGAACUGACUAAUAAUGUCAUUGAUAAAUCUGCUCACCUGUCCCCUUGUCUGCCAACCUGUGUGCCUUUUUUGUAAAACAUUUUCAUGUCUUUGAAAUGCCUGUUGAAUACCUAGAGUUUCGUAUCAACUUCUACACAGAUACGUGUUCCAAGUUGACAUAAACUUUUUUGACUCUUUCUGGGGAAGGAAAAAAAAAAGGUAAAGAAAACCGUCUUCCUUCUUUCUUGGGCAAUAUCUUUCACUUGGCUACAGUUUCGUUCACAAAUAGAAAGGCUACACUUCUACCCCUAUUCAACUGCCUUCCCCUACGGUCCCAGCCGACUCCUCAGUGGCCCUUCUAACUGUCUCUGUUGACCUGCUUUGGACAGGAUUUUUCUCCUCUAGUUUCGCUGUUUUUGCUAUAAACAGAAAAAAGUCGAGCAAGCCGAGGGGUCGGAAGGGGCAGCCUUGUGGUUCACAGCGUGUAGAACUCAGCUCAGCUCAGGACCCUGCCAGGUCCUGAACCCUCGAACCCACCUCGGGGGCUGCAUGAUCUCUCGCUCCCCUCUUCCCGCUCACACCCGCUCACACCCGCUCACUCCGUUUCCAAUUUAAUGCUGCCGUCUUUCUCUUGCACUGCCUUCCUCGCUAACACUUCCAUUUCUGUUUAUAACUGUGUAUUUAUUACUUAAUGUACAUAAUGUAAUGUUUUGUAAGUUAUUAAUUUAUAUAUCUAACAUUGCCUGCCAAUGGUGGUGUUAAAUUUGUGUAGAAGACUCUGCCUAAGAGUUGCGACUUUUCUUGUAAUGUUUUGUAUCAUGUAUUAUAUAACCUGAACAUCGCUUAAGAGAGACAUACACCCCCUCCCCCCCUUGCCAGCGAGGACAGCAGUGGGUCUGCCCUACGCCUUGUGCGAGUUGCUAAUAUUCCUCAACCCCUUCACCAACCGGUUUGGGAAACAGGAUUCUCACAUUAGAUAUGAAAUGGUCUCGAUUGAGCUUUCACUUUUGUACAGUUCGAUAGGGGUAGGGAGCCAUGGGACAUGGUUUUUACCCCUGUUCUAUCCAAAUCCAUAUACAUGCGUUGGGUUUUAACUGGGUUCUACUAUAAUUGUGGCUUUUCAGUUUAACACGAAACACUACAUUUGGUUUAACAAGCAACUCACCGAUGGUUCACCUGUCUCCAAACUACUGACUUUGCAAAGAAAGCCUCCUACUGGCCGUUAAGCAGAAAUGUCACGUUCCCAUUAAUUUCAAAAGAAAAUGAUAAUACAAUGUGAAUCUUAUAAUGUGAACUGACGUCGUAAAUUAUGCCAAUGUGAAGCUUCUGAUAACACUUGUUAGGCCUCUGACUGGCUUCAGUCUCCGUUUGUAAAAUCUGUUUCAUGCUUUCAGUUCAGCCUUGUGACUCAGUAGUUACAGAAACGGCACAGAUGUGCAUGACCAGUGGGUUUGUAUGUCUACGAACACUGCAUUAUUUCAGGUGGACAUUUAUUGUUUUCCAAAGUUCCUCACAAUGUAUGUUAUAGUAUUAUUAUUAUAUAUUGUGCUCAAAUGCAUUCUUAAGUGACUUUUCUAUGAGGUGAAUAAACAAAAGCAUGAUUAGA